Messenger RNA from Haliotis rubra (blacklip abalone), 1728 nucleotides. RefSeq names its product proton channel OtopLc-like. The transcript has 6 exons. Bases 1 to 1728 code for a protein of 575 amino acids. Lineage: Eukaryota; Metazoa; Mollusca; Gastropoda; Lepetellida; Haliotidae. The record is from RefSeq and is a predicted model, not a curated record. Gene Ontology annotation, cellular component: membrane. Gene Ontology annotation, biological process: proton transmembrane transport. Gene Ontology annotation, molecular function: proton channel activity.
AUGGUCUCUUUCUUCAGAGGCAGCCUGUUCCUGAUGCUGAGUGGGCUGUAUGGCAUACUGCUGGUGGUACUAGGAUCGGUCAUACCAAUCACACAAUCGUUUGUGAAUACAAGGCACGUGUACGCAUUUGAGGGUUUCUACAUCUACCUAUACGUGGUCAGCAUCAUCUUCCUCGUCUACGUCUAUGCCUACUUGCUCAGGAGGAAGAAACUCAAAACGGACCUGUUGACGAAAACGCUGACCCAAUCAAUUUCCUUCACAAGAGGAUGGGCCAAGACCUUUACCAAGACUGAUGACUACCCUUCAGCGAGAGGCAAACGGAGGAGACAUAUCUCUGUAACUGUGUCCCCACAUACAGGAAGUUUCUACUUACGCCUGGGUGCCGUCGGUUUCGGUAUUGGGAGCAUGAUCCAUAGUGGCCUUCACUUCGGGCAAUUCCUGGUGUUUGAGCAAGAUCUCUCCCACUGUUUCAGCAUCGUGGAGUCAGCCGAACCCUUUCUUCACCUUAUUUUUACAUUCACGCAACUUUACUUCAUAUUUCUCAAUUCGAAGAUGUGCAUCCAUCGUUACAAAAUCCUUGCUCGCUUUGGUCUAAUGCACAUGUGUGCUGCGAAUGUGUGUGUCUGGUUCAGGAGUAUCGUCGUGGAGACGCUGCACACAAUACACGCACACAAUCAUGGUCAGCAUAACGAGAGUCAUCACCGCGACUACCACGCUGACCAGACAGUAAGCUAUGACACAAACGGUCAUGCCAAUGAUUCUCUGUGGGAUGAGGAGAACGGAACUCUCACACAUGGGAGAGCACUUCAAGCAGCAUCAACCUCGACGUCAGCUGGAGAUGUCUGUCCCCAGAAAACUAUGAUGACUGAGCUUGUCGAGUCAUCUGGUCCGUACCUGUAUCCAUGUACUAUUGAGUACAGCCUGAUGUGUGCAGGCAUUCUAUACGUGAUGUGGAAGAAUGUUGGACAUCGACGGAGGAGAAGCCACUCCGACUCUGAUGACGAAGAUGAAGACGAAGAAUCUAUGAACCAUCAGAGGAUGAGUGUAGACUGUGCAGGGUCCAACCGAGGCUUGUUUCUCGGCAUCCUUCUAACGGUUGGGUCCAUCAUCUCAAUCAUAGCCUUCUACGUUCUUGCGGCUGAGGAAGCCAUGUCGAGCACUGCCAUCAUCAUGACACAUCUCUCUGGCACGUGCAUGUACCUGGUCACCUCUGUAGCUCUUGUCAUUGCUGCCCAGAAGAUGAAACACCAUCGCUUCCACUCAGAACACAAGGGUGACCUGGAGGACACACUGAUUCUCAUUUCCCACACUGGAUUGUUGUGUUUCUCAAUCUUCAGUCUCGUUGCUGCCAUCUUACAUCCGUACGACGAAAGGAGUGCCUUGACGAUUCUUUCCAAUAUAAUGAUGAUGGUACAGGCUUCUAUGCAGACAAUAUUUAUUAUGGCGGGAGAUCGGAUGACUGCUGCAACUCCUGCACAAGUUAGGAAGAAACCUGGUCGGGAGUUGGUAACCUUUCUGCUUCUGUGUAACUUCGCCAUGUGGGCAAUGAACACCUUUCAAACACAGAAGCCCAAACAUAACCCUAUUCAGGUGGAAUUCUAUGGACAUGAAGCAUGGGCCAUAUUUACCAAUAUUUCAGUACCCAUGGGCAUCUAUUAUCGAUUUCAUUCCUCGGUGUGCUUAUCAAAUAUCUGGAAAAAUGCAUGGAAGAUGAAGAGACACAUUUGA